This is a messenger RNA of Closterium sp. Naga37s-1, 507 nucleotides long. The record is from the annotation of a GenBank genome assembly. Lineage: Eukaryota; Viridiplantae; Streptophyta; Zygnematophyceae; Desmidiales; Closteriaceae.
AUGGCCGUUCCUCUCUCCCACCCAUUGCUCACCUCGUCACCGCCGCGCUAUCGUCCUUACGUCGCCUUUCCUCACUCCCAUCCUAUCACCCACCUCGUCGCCCUCGCGCUUGCCUCGAAUCGCCUUACCGUCGGCCCUCCCUCCCCUCCCAUUACCCACCUCGUCGCUAUCGAGAUCGCUCCGAAUUUCCCAUCCCGUCGUCCCUCCUCUCGCCCCUCCCUCUCCGUCGUUCCUCCUCUCUCCCCUCCCAUCACGUCGUCCCUCCUCUCUCCCCUCCCAUCCCGUCGUCCCUCCUCUCUCCCCUCCCAUCCCGUCGUCCCUCCUCUCUGCCCUCCUUACCCGUCGUUCCUCCUCUCUCCCCUCCCCCACCGUCGUCCCUCCUCUCUCCCCUCCUAUCCCGUCGUCCCUCCUCUCUGCCCUCCUUACCCGUCGUUCCUCCUCUCUCCAGUCCCAUCCCGUCGUCCCUCCUCUCGCCCCUCCCCCUCCGUCGUUCCUCCUCUCUCAUGA